ACAGACACACACACACACACACGCGCCCCUCGCGCCCCUGUGCUUGGGAAGAGCGCGUGCGAAGCGCCCGGUCAGUGAGUGUGACUGGUGAAACCAUGCGCUCUCUCGCGCUGUGGCUGUCGCUCGCGCUCCUGUGCGCGUUUCUCCGCUGCACCGCCUCCGAGUUCUCCUCCUCUUCUUCCUCUUCCAAAUCAGACCUGGAUUACGAGUUCGGAGACUAUCGUGGCAAAUGGUGCAUCGACGAUCACGGCUUCGUGUACAGCAUCGGCGAGGUUUAUUACCCGGGGCGCGCCGCGUGCCCGUGCACCUGCACGGAGGACGGACCGGUGUGCGUGCGACCCAAGUGCCCACGCAUACACCCGCGCUGCACGCGCAUCAAGUACAAGUCUUGCUGUCCGGUGUGCGAGGCUAUCAGCAAGGUGUGUGUGUACGGAGGCAAAACAUACCGGGUGUUCGAGGAGUUCAGGUUAUCUCGGUGUGAGCGCUGUCGCUGUGAGCCCAGUGGUGAAGUUUAUUGCAGCAUAUCGGACUGUCCAGCUCUGCACUGUGUGAACCCCGUAUACGAACCCAGACACUGCUGCCCUGUGUGUAAGAGCGGUCCAAACUGCUUUGCGGGGAAUCGCAUCAUUCCGGCUGGAGAGCGAGUGGAAGUGGACGAAUGGACUGUCUGUUUCUGUACCUACAGAGACGGAACCUGGCAAACGCACCCUCACGCCACGUGCGAACAGCGCCAGCAGCCAGACGAAGACGUGUUCAAGCAGAUGGAGGAGCAGGAGACGGAGCGAGAGAGGGAGAGAGAGAGGCAGAGAGAGAGAGAGCGCCUGCCCAGGCUGGAUGCUAUCCCAUGAUGGCUCGAGCGUCCACGGCCUGGAGAAACACAACCUGCGCUGUACCGAGUGCCAACGCUGACCUCUUCCACCCCCUCCAGACUCAAGACAUCCGGUUCACCGACUACAUUCUGGGAUACGUCUUACAUUUACACACUUGGUGCAACAUGCUGAAAGAUGUUUAGAUGAAUCCAAACUUGAGUAGUUUAUUAAACAUCCAGAAAAAAGUUUUCAAUUUCAUGAGACAUGUUCACGUGUGUGACCUAAUAUACACCUCUACUUAGCUAGUUAGCUUUCACUCGCUACAUCUCUCAGACUCAAAGUGACUGACCACUUUACAUUAAAAGGUUAGUGGUUAUAGUGAGUGAUGCUGGAAAGUCAUCAGUCAUUCAGACCCUGUACUGUGUGAGACAGAAUUACACUAUAUUGGCAAAAGUUUUGGGACAGCCCUCCAAAUCAUUGAGUUCAGGUGUUGUUUUUCAGGGGUUGGGCUCGGC
Messenger RNA from Hemibagrus wyckioides, 1324 nucleotides. Its product is annotated as von Willebrand factor C domain-containing protein 2-like. Gene Ontology annotation, biological process: negative regulation of BMP signaling pathway. Gene Ontology annotation, molecular function: protein binding. The record is from RefSeq and is a predicted model, not a curated record. Gene Ontology annotation, cellular component: AMPA glutamate receptor complex. Lineage: Eukaryota; Metazoa; Chordata; Actinopteri; Siluriformes; Bagridae. The transcript is spliced from 3 exons. Bases 96 to 848 code for a protein of 250 amino acids.